Molecule: messenger RNA, 4692 nt
Organism: Lutra lutra (Eurasian river otter)
Lineage: Eukaryota; Metazoa; Chordata; Mammalia; Carnivora; Mustelidae
Gene: CDHR1
Product: cadherin related family member 1
Exons: 17
Coding region: 250-2829 (859 amino acids)
Biological process (GO): cell-cell junction assembly; homophilic cell-cell adhesion; cell morphogenesis
Cellular component (GO): catenin complex; plasma membrane; adherens junction
Molecular function (GO): calcium ion binding; cadherin binding
Source: RefSeq, a predicted model, not a curated record
GGAGCGGGUCCCCUCACCUCCGAGCUCACCAAUUGGUCUCUUUUGACAGCCGGCGGGAGCGCUCCAGCUGCGCAGAUCCGAGCGGUGUCAUCCGCUUAGCGCCCUCGCGCCACCCAGCGCCCCCGCCCCGCGCCCCUCCCGCCGCCGCCGCCCCCACUCUCGGCUCUGCACUCCGCGCUGCCCGGGGCAUGCUCCGCGCUCCUGCGCCCGGCCCGGCUGCGGCGAACGACUCUGUCCGCCCGCGGAGACAUGAGGCGCAGCCCGGGGGCCGCCCUGGCCCUGGGGCUGCUGCGCCUCUGCCUGGCCCAGGCCAAUUUUGCCCCGCACUUCUUCGACAACGGGGUGGGCAGCACCAACGGAAACAUGGCCUUGUUCAGCCUUCCGGAGGACACCCCUGUAGGUUCUCAUGUUUAUACUCUAAAUGGGACAGAUCCCGAGGGAGACCCUGUCUCCUACCACAUCAGCUUUGACCCCAGUGCUAGAAGUGUCUUUUCUGUUGAUCCCAAUUUUGGAAACAUCACCUUGGUUGAAGAGCUGGACAGAGAGAGGGAGGAUGAGAUUGAAGCCAUCAUCAGCAUUUCCGAUGGCGUGAAUCUGGUGAAAGAAAAAGUCACGAUCCUGGUGACCGAUGCCAAUGAUGAGGCCCCCAGUUUCAUCCAGGAGCCCUACGUUGUCCAGGUUCCUGAGGACUUACCUACUGGGAGCAGUAUCAUGAAGGUGCAUGCGGUGGACAAGGACACAGGCUCUGGAGGGAGUGUCACCUACUUCUUGCAGAAUGUGCACGCCACCAAAUUCGCCCUGGACCACCACAGCGGCGUGCUGCGCCUCCGGGCUGGGGCCACCCUGGACUACGAGAAGGCCCGGGCCCAUUUUGUCACCGUGGUUGCCAAGGAUGGCGGAGGGAAGCUGCGAGGGGCCAACGUGGUAUUCUCCACCACCACUACAGUCACAGUCAAUGUGGAGGACGUGCAGGACAUGCCCCCUGUCUUCGUGGGCACACCCUACUACGGCUAUGUGUAUGAGGACACCCUUCCGGGCUCAGAGGUACUGAUGGUGGUUGCCAUGGAUGGAGAUCGAGGCAAACCCAACCAAAUUGUCUACAACCUCUUGAAUGGGAGUGAUGGAGCCUUUGAAAUUAAUGAGACGUCUGGAGUCAUCUCAGUCAUGCAGAGCCCUGCCCAGCUCAGGAGAGAGGUGUAUGAGCUGCACGUACAGGUGACUGAGGUCAGCUCUGCCGGGAUCCCAGCCGCCCAGGCCAUGGUCCCAGUCACCAUCAGGAUCGUGGACCUCAACAACCAUCCGCCUACGUUCUAUGGUGAGAGUGGACCCCAGAACAAAUUUGAGCUGUCCAUGUACGAGCACCCCCCUCAGGGGGAGAUCCUGCGGGGCCUCAAGAUCACUGUCAACGACUCAGACCAGGGAGCCAAUGCCAAAUUCAACCUGCGGCUGGUGGGACCUGGGGGCAUCUUCCGAGUGGUCCCACUGACAGUCCUGAAUGAAGCCCAAGUCACCAUCAUUGUGGAGAACUCAGCCGCCAUUGACUUUGAAAAGUUCAAAGUGCUAACCUUUAAGCUACUGGCCAUUGAAGUGAACACUCCAGAGAAGUUCAGCUCCACAGCAGAUGUUGUGAUCCAGCUCCUGGACACCAAUGACAAUGUCCCCAAGUUCACCUCCCACUACUACAUUGCCAGAAUCCCUGAGAAUUCUCCAGGAGGCUCCAACGUGGUGGCUGUCACAGCUGUAGAUCCAGACACAGGUCCGUGGGGCGAAGUCAAAUACUCCAUCUAUGGGUCCGGGGCAGACCCCUUCCUGAUCCACCCGUCCACUGGGAUCAUCUACACCCAGCCCUGGGCCAGCCUGGAUGCUGAGGCCACAGCCAGGUACAACUUCUAUGUGAAGGCAGAGGACAUGGAGGGCAAAUACAGCCUGGCCGAGGUCUUUGUCACUCUCCUGGAUGUCAAUGAUCACUACCCGCAGUUUGGAAAGAGUGUCCAGGAGAAGACAAUGGUGCUGGGGACCCCGGUGAAAAUUGAGGCCACGGACCAGGACGCAGAAGAGCCCAACAAUCUGGUGGACUAUUCCAUCACACACGUCGAGCCAGCCAAUGUGUUCGACAUCGAUGUGCACACGGGGGAGAUCCGGCUCAAGAGCUCCAUCCGCUCCCUCGAUGCCCUGCACAACAUUACACCUGGCGGGGACUUCACAUGGUCCCUAGAGGUGCAGGCCAAGGACCGUGGCUCCCCAUCCUUCAGCACCACAGCCUUACUCAAGAUUGACAUCACAGACACCGAGAUGCUGUCCCGAAGCCCCAUGGCCGCCUUCCUGAUGCAGACCAAAGACAACCCCAUGAAGGCUGUGGGUGUCCUGGCUGGCAUCAUGGCCAUCAUCGUGGCCGUAACCGUCCUCAUCUCCACUGCCACCUUCUGGCGCAAUAAGAAGUCCAACAAGGUCCUUCCUGUGCGGCGCGUGCUCCGUAAGCGGCCCAGCCCUGCGCCCCGGGCUAUGCGCAUCGAAUGGCUCAAGUUCAAAAGGACCAAGGCUGCUGCCAAGUUUGUGCUCAAAGAGGAUCCUUCCAAUGAGAACUGCAACAACAACAGCCUAGGAAGCACACUGCCCCCCAAAGCCCCAGCUCCCCCUCCACCACCCACAAUGGCGUCCAAGAUGGGUGUGGCCCCCUGGACUGUGCCUACAGUCUCUGGCUCACUCACCCCUCAGCAACCCCAAUGGUCACCAAAACCCAAGGUGGGAAGCCCUGUCCAAUCAGCUCUGGUCUCCGAGCUCAGGCAGAAGUUUGAGAAGAAGAAUGUAGGUAAUAAGGCUUACUUCUAGCAUGUGUCCUGUGGACCUUCAUUUCCCCAGCCCAGUUGUGCUACACUUGGACCAUGCUCCCUGCCAUCCGCACCUUAGGGUCACCUCUGUUUUGGACCAUGAUGUAAGCCCCAUAUCCAUGGCUCUGGAUAUGCCUUGGAUGAGGGAUUUCUCUGUUUAUGGGAUGCAACUGGCAAAUACUUCCUCAUCACCCAGAUUGUUGGCACAGCUCUGAUGCUCCCCAUUCCACAGAGGCUGGGAAUCCACAAAGAGCCAGCUCUGGGUGUCUUCUGCUCACCAACCUCUGACCUCACAGAGUCCCUCAAGUCCUCCUGGACCCUCAGCAUCUUCAGUUGAGGACCAGGGCCCUGGCUACAUGUAGCAAGGCCAAGGGGGACCUGGAUCCUGAAGCCUCCAGCUAAGAGCAGGAGCAGGAAAAGGAGUCAGCCCUGGCUAAGGUUGUGGUCAGUGACCCCUGCAGGCUGUAGGAGAGUGAGUGCAUCAGGGCAGGGCCACGAUGCACUGAAAACUCACACCGACUAUGGGGCUUAUCCUCAGAGCUAUUGGAAAGAUGGGGGUUGGUGUCUGGGCAGAGUCUGUGGGCCCCUGCUGUACCGACACAGGACCAGAGGACAGAGGUGUGAGAUGACCCCAGCCAGGGCUGUUCCAGAUGGGCCCAGAAAUGUCCAAGCUGGAGCCCUGCAGUGGUCCUAGAGACACCCAGAAGAGCCUCGAGCCCCUCCCUAAGGCGCUGCUCCAUCACGAGUCCUGAAAGAGACAGGGCAGGGCUGAAUUUUAGAGAGAUCUGUUUUUAUCCUUCUCACAUCGUGUAAUCUUGGGAGUGCCGUUUAAAUUCCCUGAACAUUCACUUCCUCAUCUGUAAAAUGAAGUAAAUCAGUCCUCACUACCUCACGAGCAGGGCCAAGGUGAAGAUUGAAGAAAAUGUGAUAACAAGGGCUUUAGCCAAGUGCAAAGCACCACAAAUGCAGAGUAUUUUUCUGCAGGCGAAUUCUCUGGGGUAAACUCUUCCAGAAAGUAUUAGGAGCCUUUCAAGCUGUUCUGCCAAGCACCGCCAGGAAGGCCUGUGCUGGGUUUGAGUGCAGCCCCUGAUCCAUGGUGGCCAGAGCUGGAUGAUGUCACUGGCCUUGACUGAGGCUCCCCCAGUUCCAUUCUCCCCCACCACAUCCCCCAUGCUGCCCUGCCCUGGCCAGCCACCGUCAGAAAGGACCAAAUCCAAGCAGCACAUGAAGCCCAAGCCUCCGUUUUGCCAAGAAGACAAAUGGGUUUCCAAGGGAGGAGUGAUUGCUAGAGGCCACACAGCAGGUUGGUAGCAGAGACCUGGUUGGAGGGUCCUGGGUUCUCGAUGUUUUCCCCUGACUGAGCACACCUCGUCAGUUUGUGACAACCUACCGCAGGAGAGAAGACACACAGGCCUCUAUGCUUAGUGCGAGGAAGUUCUGCCCAACUUCAAGGAACCCUGCUUUAUGAGGAGUCUGGCCAUGUGCAGGGAGAGGGAAGUAGAAUGGUUCUUUGCAUCUUACCCCCCUCACUAAUAACUGCUCUGGAGUAUCGUCGGUGAUUUUAUUUAAACCGAUUAUAUGCACAUGCACUUUUCUCGAUCUCUAAGUGUGUGUUUCAAGGUGUUACUCAGAUAUGCCGAUGUGUAAGGUCCUGGCUGGGGUUUCUGCAGUUCCCACCCCAGAGUGUAUUAAGAAGUGAAAUCUAACAAGCUGGGAUCCCAGACUGAACAAAGAGGCAUUUUGCAGCGUGUAUUUCAGGAGGGGACUGCGCUGGACCAAGUUUGUCCCGCACGGGAAAUGCGACAUCCUUCCAAUUUGCAUGCAAUCAACCUCUUUUGUAAAUGGUCAAUAAAAUCUGUUAAGC